AUGGCGCUCCUAGUAGCAGCAAUCUGGCUCUUGUCAGGUGCGUACUGGGAAGGACAUGUCCCAUGGGACACUACGCGAUAUGAGGUGGAACCGACAUACACCAGAGAGAUCAUCAUCCAUGAUUCAAUCCCGGUUCCGUACUCUUACCCCGUCCCACUUGUCAGGACCGAGACGGCGACGGUCGUGAGAAGGGAGACGGCCACUGUUACUGUUACGGCGAGCAGUGGGAAUGAGAGUUGGAGUCAAGGUUAUGUGUAUGCAGGUUCGGAUGAUGUCUUGAAGGACGUUUGGAGUGGCUUCGGUUGGGGCGAGAAGCUCUUCUGGUUUGCUGAGUGUUGUCUUGCUUUGAUCGGCGCGUGGACUAUAACGCAGGCGGUCUUGCAAUGGAUUUGGCCGGCACUGCAUCAGGGUCAGCAACCUCCAGUUGCCGGUGGCGGCGACGGAGGAGGUCAAGGCGGCCCGGGAGGUGGUGGUGGUGGUGGUGGUGGUGGUUCAGAGGCUGGGAACGAUGAUGAAGUCGAAAACCUGCGGUCACAGAACAAGAUAUUGAACGACCAAGUCCAAGACCGAGACGAGCAGAUCGUGGGACUCAACACACGGAUUGACGGACUUGUCGAUGAGAAUCAAGAGCAGGCCGACACCAUCAAACACCUCAAAGCGAAAGUGGAGGAACAAGCCGAGGCCAUCAAGAGACUCGAUGACGAGGUCGACGACAUGCUGAAGACAGGCAACAUAGCAGCUGGACCAGCGGCUCAGAGGCGACUGGUCAAUGCUGAUGGCGAGCGAGUUACUCAGGAGGACUACGAUGAGCUCCAGAGGAACUACGACCUCGUGCGGCAAGAGAGAGACGAAAUACUGAUUCGACUUCGGGACCUCAAGACUCAGGACAAUGAGGAUUCCCAGGGUAACGAUCCAGACGCAGACCAUGAAAAGCCAAACGACAAGGACAACCUCCAGCAGAAGAAAAGACCAUCCUUCUUCGGCGGAGCCCAAGACGCCAAAGACAAGCCCGACCCCGAAGCAGCGGCAACUGAGCAGUCGAAGAACGUCAACGAUAGAGAUCGGCUCAAGCAAUACAACAAGGAGUUGCAGAAUCAGGUCAAAGCAUUGAAGCAGGAGCUCAAGGAGUGUCAGGAGCAUAGAGGGCUCCAGCGUGGACCACGAAGUGGCGAUAAGGACCUUAAGGAUGCCAACGAGCAAUCAGAGGCUGACAAGAGAAAGCUUCAGCAUGACUAUGAUGCGCUGAAGAAUGAGCUCGAGGAUACGUCCCGCAAGCUGGCUGAAUGCGAGGCGGGGAAGCAGUCGCAGAAUGGUCCUGCGAGUGGAGACGGUCCUUCCAAGGGAGAGUUCGACAAGCUCAAGAAUGGUUUCGAUGAGCGGGAGAAGGAGGUUAAGAAGUUGAAGGGCGAGGCGGAAGUUCUGAGUAAAGAGCUGGGGGAGGUAAAGCACAAGCUCGAUGUAUGUGAGCAGCACAAGAAGCAGCAAGCCGAGCCCGAAAAAGGGGGAAAUCCAUUGAAAGCUGAGUAUGAUGCGCUCCAGAGUCAGCUUCACCAGCUCGAAGAGGAGAACGAGAAGCUCGCAUCCGACAGAGACCUACUGCGCAUUCAGCUCGAUGACCAGACUCAUAAGCUGGAGCGGUGGAAGGCGAACACUCCAUUACUAUGGCUCGCGAGCUGGUCGAAGGAGGAAGAAAGGUCUACAUGGCUUCCAGAGCUCGCAGCUGCCGAAAUACGAGACCUGGAGGAGGUAAUCUAUCGACGUGCAAAAAGGAAUCACGAGUUGGAGGUCACGCUCAGAGGUGUAAAUCGUGAGCUGGCCAAGUGUAGAAAGCACGAGCAGGAGCAAAGUGAGGUCCAAGGCAAUGAUGAUCAGUCGAAGCCUAAGCAAAAGAAAUCCAAAAUCGACAACGGUGACUGGGCUCAACAGAUGCAGCAAGAAGCUCAAGCCAAGCUUGAUGAGCAGAGGCGUCAGAUGAACCAUCUGGAGAAUGAGAACAGAAGGCUUGAACACGAGCUUGAGAUUGCGAGGCAUGGAAGACAGCUUAGAAGCGAUGAGACGGCCAACAAUGCUCAAGCUGAGGACAACCGAGUCAUUCCUCUGGCGAUACAUCGAGAGCUGCAAGCCGAGUGCGACAGGAAACACAACGAGAUGCGCAGGCUGGAACGUGAGCAGGAGGCUCUAGUGGGUGAGAACUCACUAUUCGAAGCACGAAUCAGGAACGACCUGUUAAACCCAGUUGAUGUCGCCACUGUUCCUCUAUCGCAGUACGAAAAGCUGCAGAUGGAGCUGCGGGAUGCUAAGGAGCAAGUGGAAGAGCAAGCGGAAGCCCGACAGGUUUGGGAUGACGCGCUCGUUGAUGAACUAUUUGGGUCGCAGAACGCCAAUGACAGUGAUGCUUCAAUCGUACUUGAAGACAACUACAACGCUAUGCCCAUCAUCAGUCGAGCAGAGCAGCGACGUCGAAGCGAAGCAAGGUCACGCGCCAACAACAAUGUGCUUAGGCUGAGAAUGCCACGGGUCAGAGAUCCUGCCGCUCAGACGCAACGCGAGCAAGCUCCGAAAGAUCUCGAUGAGGCUCGCAAAGAACUUGCAAAGCUGAGCAAGGCGUUCGAAGCGCAGAAGAAGAAGUUGGAGGAGUGUGAAAGCCAUCGAAAGGGGCGGAAUUCUUCGCAACCGAACACGCCAGCCUUACCUCAGUCUCAGUCGGCAACGCCUACCCCGCCGGUAUCCCGACCAUCCAAUGCGCGACCAAGACGUCUUCCCAAAGGCGUGGAUGGAGAACUGCUCCAUGACCUACGAGUCGCCUUGGCGGAAAUAUUGAACAGACCGGGUUUCAGAGAACUGAGGGGUGCUGAUUUCAAUACCCUAAGGACGCUGCUCUACAUCCUUCCAAAGACAGAAAAGGGAGGAUGGGAGACGAGGCUCCAAUCUAGUUCUCUGCUCAAUUGGACGAACCCUAGCGAGGCUGAAGUUUUCGAAUCGCUCGCUACAAGCGAUGAUAGACUCCGUGUGAUAUUGGAGUGGCUGUCGCAAAAUCAAGAGCUUGUGAUAUUCCCAGACCCCGAGUCAAAGGCAAAAGGCAAAGUGGAUUUUGUACGAAGGCGCCCAAGUCCUGGCAGUCCUGAUGAUAGUUGGCAGUCUUCGGAAGAUGAAGAUUCUCGGGCUGGGGGUGACGGUUCUGGUUCUAAGCCUGGAGACAAGAAAGCCAAGGAUCAGAAGCCCAAAGAGGACGAAGACAAAAACGACGACAACGACUCCAAGGCUAGACACAGGCAGGGUCGAGGAGGCUCAUCAUCUCAGCGAGCAGGAACUGCAGAUGGCGCGCCUCCCACGAGCGAGACUGGUGAUCAGGAGUUCAAGGAAGACUCGACUCUCUUGGACGACUCCGUUAAGACUGAGAACAACCAGAAGUCGGAGGAGCAGACUUCGAGCGAAGAUUCAACACCAGCAGCAGGUACCCAAGAAGCCGCGAGUGAUGCCCUAAUUGCCGCGGAGACUGCACCCUUUGGCGGCGAACCGCAGCAGAACGACCCGCUCGAGCUCCUAGAUCUGUUGGACAGCGAGCUACGCCCUGUGCUUCAGGCGCCAUUGUUCAGGGACGGAGUCUUUAGCAUCAACGAACUGGUCACAGCGCUGCGAAGCAGAUUCCAACUGCUUCCACAAGCAAUACCGCACUUCACGGCUUCCGAGGUGCAGCAAGACCUCCUCAGGCUGAUGGAUAAUGACGCCAGUAUUCCAUUGGAGCGCGUAGACGAGCACGAUCUCAGCCUCGAACGGCCACAUGGCUUUCAUGAGAACGGUGUGCCACGAAAUGUAGAUCGACUUCGCGUUGUGCCAAACGCGCCGCUUUCAGACCCAGCCAGUCCCUCGCCUGCUGUCGCCCGCAUCUACGAAGUCGCUCAAGAAGCUGUUGAGUACAUCCGCUCGCGGCAUGAGUCCCCCCGCGAACAAAACUUUGCCGAAGGAGACUUAUUCAGAUCUAUGGAUCAUCCAGAUAUCGCUCAUCUGAUCAACGAUCGGGCAAAAGCUCUCUAUGCUGCACAUAGUGACCAGACCAGCACGAGCGGCCCAUCGGUCUUGUUCGGAGAUCAUCACCUCCCGCAGGCGGUGCGCUAUCUGUUGAUGGUUGACCCAGCUUGGUGGCAGGGAUCUACGGUCCAGGAGGCUGCAGACACUCUCCGCCAGUGGAUGAAUGCUGCUGAUGAGGUUAUUGCUGGAGACAACGCCCCGGCAGCCACCCCGGUCGCAGCAAUAGCAGCAGAGGAAGGGCCCAAGCAGAACGAUGAACAGUUGUCUGUCGACGUGAAGUCACCCACUGCACAGUCUGAAGACAACGAGACCGAUGCCAAGAGCGCGAGUCCCGCUAGUACUGUAUUUCACAUGUCGAAGGAGAAUACUCCCCAGAGCCAGCGGUCAAACGCAAACACUUAUGAUGCGAGACUCGACAAGAGACUUGUGCAGCCGGAGUGUACUUGGUUUCGAAGGUGGGAUCCGUUUGCAGGGCGAAUGUACUACGUGCAGACGAGCGGCAGGCGGCAGUGGUUCUCGCCUGACAAGUUUGAGCAGGACCGGGAGGGAGGAGAUGACCACAACGAUCAUGACCCACAGCGAAAGCUUGAAGAGCCACCACGGGUGCGACGUUGGUUCGUUUGCCCUCUUCGCCCUACGCGUGAUGGGGCCCCGGUGAAGACGUCCUUUCACGAGACCACUGGCCACACCCAGUGGGAAAAGCCAGCCGACUUUCGCUCCGAUCAAUGGGGACGCGACGACGACAUCUCACGCCCGCUGGGCAGACACGAGAAAUGGCACAUUACCAAUGAGACGUGGAGAGAACGGCACCCAGACAUCACAUGGCAACCUCUUCACUCUCGAUGCCGGUGGAUCAACGGUACAUUCAGGGACCACUGGCGACAAUACCCCUGCCCCAGAUGCGGGGAUACCGACAGAUCUGUAGCACCACACACGGUUGAAAAAUGCCCGGUGCCCGAAAGCCAGGCGCUGACCAUCCACGAGCAGGAGCUUAUGAAGCUGUACCAGGAUCAACAAAUCACUCGUGAUGGUCUUUACUACUUGUUCAGCAUUGUUGGCCCUGGUGAUCAGACCUCAGAGGGCUUCUUCCCCUGGCCGCAAUCCACACAAGAGGAUGAGGCGCGCAGACAAGCACAGUAUGACAUCGUCUUUCUGAGACGAGAUCGUGCCAAUCAAGGAAGAGCUCUUGAUGAAAUUCGCAGAUGGGAAGACAGAAUGGCCCGCGGCGAAGAGGACGACAUCGAUGAGGCUGACAACGAAGACGACGACAAUGAGGACCCUUUCAUAGAGGCUAAAACGGAGGAACCGCCGUCGAAGGGCUCUUUGCAAUUGAACACUUAUGGACAAGGUGGCCACGGCUUGAGUUCGGGACCUUCCUCUGCACUGAGUGGCACUGCGCCAAGCUUUACCCCUUCUGGAGCAACGAGUAGAGUGACAACCCCAUUGCCACCCAUGGUUGUUCCUGACCUAAGCCAGGAAUGGGAGGCAAUGUAUAAUUCAGGAGAACGCUACGCAAGCAUGACACCAGCGGGUCGAGAAAACUACUUGCGAGGUGUUUUGUCGCAGUGGGAGAAGACCCAUAAUUAUACACCUACCCAAGAACAGUUGGAUAAGAGUGGCGGAGGGCAGCAGGACACAACCACCACGGCACAGGUAGUCAAUUCUGCGCAAACUUCGAUUUCAGGUGCGACUGGGGAUUCUCAACAGACUGUCGCCGCUUCGGCGCCAACUUUGGCUUCGCCUGCCAUGGACAUCACGACACAACUUCUGCCAGCUGCGCAGGAUCUGGAGGACGAGAGCUCUGGUGAGCUUUCUACGCCUUCUAUAGCGCCACUUGCGGCAAGAAGCACCCAGCCAGCGGUCGAUGAAACUGUCACCAGUGGCAGCGCUACUGCCAGACCAUCGGAAGACAUAUACGACUCGCGCUGGGCGACAGAGCCUCGACCUAAUGCUACAACAAAUCUUCCGCCAAAUGUUCCGACUGGCCCGAAGGACCCUAAAAGCAGUGGCAAGCAUCGAGGAGCCGUCACAGGGACUUCGGACAGUGGCAGUCCACUAGAGAAGCAAAGUCCUAGCGGCCUCACGACUCCACAAGGUCGCAGAGCCAGCGAAGAUCUCAAACGCGUCCGGUCGUUAAAGAAUACGUUCACUCCUAGGGGAAAUUUGGGCACGUCUGAACGCCCAACGGAUUUCUCGAAGCCUAGAACUACAGCUCAAGAGUAUGGCAAGGCAUCCUACAAACCUGCGGGCCCUUCGUCAGGAGCCGUCAAUACUCCCACAACACCUGGUAUGAUGCAUCCUCCAGCUGCAAGUUAUCUACCUGGCCCAACCACCAGGCCAAGUGAAAAUCCGAACGUUCAACCGCACCGGCCAUGGGAGAAUCGCGACCAAGCCAGUCAACCUGCCCAGUCACAAGGCAGUCUGCAGCCCGCCUCUGGGCAUGGCGGCGCCACUGGAGCUGCCAAUAGCCUGUCCUCAAAUCUCGCAGCUACUCAGGAGCAGGAGCCCCAACGUAACGUGCAACGUUUUACCGCGCAUAUGGUCCCGAGGAAACAACUGGUCAACAAGCUCCCAUCUUACGAAGAGAUUCGAGCUCAUAUCCGAAGGAAUCCAAAAGGCCGUAACAUCAUUGAUAUCUAUCUAUGCUAUGGCAAUGAGAACCUCAUACCAUUCUUCAAAAAGGUCAGGGAGGUAGCCUUUGAGCAAGGUGAUAACUUCAUCCUUCGCGAUGGUUCUGACUUGAUUUCGACUCCUCCCGCGUCACCGGUCCGAGACGGGCCCAGCGAGACCCCUGGAGAAGACUCAGAGCGCUCUAGCUCUGUCAUUGACGUUCUUGACCCUAUCACCGACGAGGAGAUAUGUGAAGCAGUCCACGAGAAUGACUUGAUCGCUUCAUUGCGUGAGCGCUUCAGCCACAGGUGGUCAAGUGAAAGCGACUUCGUUCUGCGAAUCCUUGAGAUGGGCACAGUGUCCGGAGACAGACUAAUCUUGAAUGAUGAUACCGGAUCGAAGCCUGCUGUGCUCGCGACAGCUUCACCCAUAGCUGCACAGAAUGAUGCUCCUGCUUCGAGUGAGUCAAUACCUCAGACACAAACAUCUGCGCAAAUCACUACGAGCUCGACGGAACCACUCGUUGAGGAAGGCAACCCAAACCUGCCUCCUGCUAACGACCAAACCUCCCCUACAGUCCCGAACGUCACCUUGAGUACUUCUGUCAAACCAGGGACGACCGCAAGAGAAGUAUCUACCAUUGUCGACCAAAGUGAAGCUGACAAUCAAGCCACGCUCGGCAAUGACACCACGCCUUCAGAUGAUCGAAACAAGGACGACCUAAAGACUACCAGCUCAACAGUAGCCAGCGAAGAUGCAAAGCAAGACGCUUCGGCUCCCAGCUCUUCGCCAGAAGCAGAGCUUAUGUUGACAGCAUCAAAGGCGGAGGACUUGCAGAAAGACUCUGCAUCCAGAAAAGAGAGUUUAGAGGCUUCCCGUCCUGACAAUGCCUCGCCAUCGCUACUGGCGAGGCAUAUCAAGGGUGACCUUAUACUGCUUGAAGACCUAGAGGCCCCCAACUUUCCCACAAUCGACGAGGUUCGAGCUGCAAUUGCAGAGAAUGGGGACAUAGGGGUAUUAAGCGAACGAUUUGAGAACCGAUGGGGCAACAUUAAGGGCAGAAGCUCGUUCUGGGAAAUGUGUAGGCUCGUCUCGAAACAAAUCAGCGGAUCCAAGUUCCAGCUAAAGGAAGAGCCAACUGCGCUACCAGCUUCGGAAGCUGCGCCACAGCCAACGCCUGCUGCCAGUAGUCAGGCUACAAACGGAGCGCAGACCGAGCCACCUUCGUCUGACGUAGUCAAACCUGGCAUGGAUUCAUCCAUAUGGGCUCCAGCGGUGGAGACGGCCUCGUCCACUUCUACUGCGCCGGCAGAGGAAGCUCCGCUGAAAGGAUCCCUUCAGCCAGUCGUUACCACUCCGACGAGUAUAGGGACCGACCAAGCAUCUGACGGCGUUGUCGGAGGUCCACAAAGAGCCCCUCAAACAAAGCCUCCCGCCGGCGCCCCGACGGAUGACGAGAUCAUCGCAGUGCUCAGGACAAACCCCUUAGAUACCGAACUAAGGGCCCACUUCAGCAGUAGAUGGGCUGAUGACAAUGGAGAGUAUCAAUUCUGGAAGAGAGUCCACACCAUGGCCGAGGAAGAGAAGGUCAGAGAAGACGAGGGACCCAAGGCAGGGAAGAAGAGGGCCAAAAGAUAUCAGUCCAUCAUCCGUUGGAAACUGCGAGAGGCAGCCGCAGGUCAUCAGAAAACCCUGCCUCAUGCUACUCAAUCCAAGCAAGAUCCGCCGCCGGAAGACAAGAAACAACAAGAGAAGCCGGUCAACCCACCUACAGCAGCUACUUCGAGCAAGAGGCCAUCGGAAGGAUCGUCUCAAUCUGAGCCAAGCAUCCCUCCGUUGGAAACUACGAAGGCCAAAUCGACAAAGGGCUCCUCUGAAAGUACCAAGUCGACCGCAUCGACCACUCAGCCUAGCAGUUUUCCAACCACGGAUGAGCUUCGCGCUGAGCUCGCGAAGAGACCAUCUCUUGCCGAAUUCAAGGCGAAGUUUGAGAAGAGAUGGGGAAACGAUGCCGGACAUGACGAGUUCUGGCGGCAGAGCAAGGAAGAUGGGUACUGCGUGAGUCCGACGAUACCUCUACGCAAAGUCAAGCCGAUCAAGGCCACAGACCAGAACCAGCUGCGACUGCCGCAGGAUCCUCUGGUGGUAUCUUCAAUUCGAGGUUUGCAAAUGCUCCGGACGACCCGGCGCCAGGAGGGAGGUCUGAUGGAGGUCGAGGUCGAGGCGACUCGCGUAAUAGCACACGUGGAGGAUCGCAAAAUCGAGGAGGAUCGCAGAAUCCAGGAGGAUCGCAUAAUCGAGGGGGAUCGCACAGUCGAGGGGGACCGCGGAAUCGGGGACGAGGUGCGAAUAAUAACGGACGAGGAGGCGGCAAUGGUCGCGGGCAGCGAGGUCCAAGACAUCAAGGUGGAGGAGGCGAGUCGAGGGGCAGGGGUAGAGCCAGAGGUUAGUAAGGGAAGCAGGGUACACCCAUCUGGAGGAGUGGCAUCAUUGUUUGUGUAG
Fulvia fulva is the source of this 9141-nucleotide messenger RNA. RefSeq lists its product as uncharacterized. The transcript has 2 exons. The record is from RefSeq and is a predicted model, not a curated record. Bases 1 to 9141 code for a protein of 3046 amino acids. Lineage: Eukaryota; Fungi; Ascomycota; Dothideomycetes; Mycosphaerellales; Mycosphaerellaceae.